AUGGUACGAAAGAGUCGAAACUUUGAUGGCUGUUGGACUUGUAGAUCUAGAAAAGUCAAAUGUGACUUGCAGAGACCUAAGUGUCAGAGAUGUAUUAAGGCUGGUAUUGACUGUGCUGGUUAUAAUAUCAAGCUAGGUUGGUCAAACCCGCUAUCUAUUUCUGCAGAUAAUAAUGCAAUGAUUUGCCUUGAAUUAGGGGAAGACGACCAAAAUUCAGAAUCCACAUUUCAAAGACGAAACAUUGAUUUUGUUAGAUUUUCAAACUCGCUGCAAUAUGAUACAUUUAAAGAAGUGAGUAAUAGUUUGAACAGAUUGGAGAUUAUUUCACAACAGAAUAAAAGCCCGAAUUUCCGAGUUGGCCCAUUCAGUGUAUACAGAAUAGAAGGGUUGAAAAGGCAAAAGCUUCCUUCUCCAGAAACCCGUGAAUGGCAGAUCAGUUACGAUGUGAGCGAUAGCGAAAGUAGCCACCAUGAUGAUAAAGAAAAUUCUAAUAAGCACAAUCGUCUUAAUGACACAAAUCAUAUUUCACAUAAUGAAAUUGAAGGUUCUAUUUUCUCUAAAAGUAAUAAUUCGUGGGUUCAUUAUGAAUUGUUGGACUCUGCUAAAUUGACAACAUUAGCAAUAAAAGGAAUAGAUUAUAAACUAAAUGAACAGAACAUGCUACAUAUAUUGUAUCCUAAAUUUUUUCCCAAUAUCGAUUCAGAUGACUGGCUCGCUGAUCAGAAUAUUUUAAAGAAGCUCUUUUAUGAAUUACCUAUUUCAAAUGAAUUAAAAUUAACUGGCUUAUUUAAGGAAUUGCUAAAUAAGUUUAAAAAUGUAACAUUUUCAUUUGUGAGAGUGCAGUACUCCAAUAAUUACUGGGAGACUAUAGUUCUUCCAUUCAUUAAUAAUAUUGUGUGUGAAUUUAUCUGCAUGAAUUUUGCAUCUUGGAUAAACAUCAAAAUGAGACCCGAUGAGAAUGCCAAUUUGGAUCUGCUAAAGUGCCACAUAAAGCUCGGUAUUAUAUACCUAUUAUUUAGUCUUUCAGCAAUUCAAAUAUCCAACGGGUUAUCGAAUACCGUCAUUAAUGAAAAUGAAACAUAUUAUAUGGAUGAUUAUCUUAAGCUAAGCAUUGAGUUGAGAAAAAUGAGCAUAACUUUACUAAAUCACCACCUCGAUGAAUACGAUAAUAACAUGGAUGAUGAUACGCUUGAGUACGAAAAUUUGCUAUUGCUUUGUAUAAUAUUACAAAUUCAGGCUGAUAAUUAUUUCAGUGUCUUUGAGAAUUAUGAAUUACUAUUUGCAAUUGGGGGAUUCAUUUUGCAAAGCAAAUUUAAUGAUAUGGAUACUCUACUGGAUUUAUCAAAAUAUCUUUCUAGUACAUUUCGACUUAUGAGUGUGUUCUUCGAAUCGACUCACUCGAUUAACGUAUUCACGUACUCGAUUGAUUCGAAUGAUGAAGAGAACUACAAAGAACUAGGUACAAGCCAUAAUCUAAUAGAAGCUAAUAUAGCGAUAAAAGACAUUCCAGAAAAGCCGUGGACUCCGACACCCGGGAUAGAUACUAAUUCGAUUUAUCUUAUGUACGGUAUACCGCGUUCUUUAAUCAAACUUUUCAAGAAAGCUGUCGAUUUAACCAACCAUAAAAAUAUCUUUCGUGCACGAAAUGAUUUUCCAAGACACUUCUUCAAAGUCUGUGCCGAUGUGAAACAAUUGAUCACCGAGUGGGACGUCAAUAUGCACUGGAAGCUAUACAACGAGAUAUAUAAUCCGAUAUUAAAGGAAACAGAACGAAUUUUUAUUCUGCGAUUCCACCAAGCCUUAUUUCAUAAUAUUAUGGCUUUUCACAACGCACUCAAGGUCUACUUCUACCGACUCGUGCAAGAUUCUACUCCAAACCAAUACCAACAAUACAUACGACAAUCCUUCUUCCAUUUACACGAAUUGGUCACCAUUAAUAGACAGAUCCCCGAGUUUGAGUUUAAGCCGUCCUUUUGGAUUCUCUUGGUGUGCGGCAGCGAUGUCAUAGAUGCAACGUUGCAACACGACAUAAAACUGUUGUGGUCAUCAAAAGAAAUGGGCUACUUCAAUUACUGGAGAGGAAAACAACUUCUUUACGAAGUGUGGAAAAGGAGAGAGAUUGGAGAGACCUUUAGUUGGAUGGAUAUGGUACGGGAGUGGGAUAUCGUGUUGUGUUGUGUUUAA
Molecule: messenger RNA, 2184 nt
Organism: Debaryomyces fabryi
Lineage: Eukaryota; Fungi; Ascomycota; Pichiomycetes; Serinales; Debaryomycetaceae
Gene: ARG83
Product: Arg83p
Exons: 1
Coding region: 1-2184 (727 amino acids)
Biological process (GO): positive regulation of transcription by RNA polymerase II
Cellular component (GO): nucleus
Molecular function (GO): zinc ion binding; transcription cis-regulatory region binding; DNA-binding transcription factor activity, RNA polymerase II-specific
Source: RefSeq, a predicted model, not a curated record